Messenger RNA from Nasonia vitripennis (jewel wasp), 1472 nucleotides. RefSeq names its product L-aminoadipate-semialdehyde dehydrogenase-phosphopantetheinyl transferase. Bases 246 to 1091 code for a protein of 281 amino acids. Gene Ontology annotation, cellular component: cytosol. The record is from RefSeq and is a predicted model, not a curated record. The transcript has 2 exons. NCBI's taxonomy places the organism in Eukaryota, Metazoa, Arthropoda, Insecta, Hymenoptera, Pteromalidae. Gene Ontology annotation, molecular function: magnesium ion binding; holo-[acyl-carrier-protein] synthase activity.
CGCGUUCUUGAAGUCACCAUUCUGUAGUCAAAAUACGCGAUAUCACACGUGGUUGCGUUCUAGCCAUGCAUGCAGGGGAUGGGAGCUGGUUCUUAUAAGUAUAGUUCUAGUUCUAUAGCCGUGCAUUAGAAUGUAUCUAAAUGCCGAGUGCUUUUGUUGCGUUCGGAGUUCGGAGCUUUUUAUCCGAUAGUUAUCGACGGUCUUCAGUGAAAUGUGAUGGCCAAAUUCUGAAAUAAUACCAAAAAAUGUCUUCCAGUGUUCGAUGGGCUUUUAAUCUAGCAAAAUGGGAACCUUCGGAGCAAGAAUUUUCAUUUGCAGUAUCAUGUUUGCAGGUUGAUGAAAAGGCUCGAUUAGAUAAAUUUGUUUAUAAAAAAGAUGUGAAAGCGUCACUGAUAGGAAGACUAUUGAUGAGAAAGUAUGUUAGUGAAACCGCAGGCAUUCCCUAUAAUACUGUAGAAUUUUCAAGGGAUAAUUACGAUAAACCCACUUACAAAGCUCUACCUGAUACUCCCAAAGUCAAUUUCAACAUUUCUCAUCAUGGCUCUUACACAGUUCUUGCUGGAGAAAUUGAAAGCAGGACUGUUGGUGUUGAUAUAAUGAAGCUUGAAUACACAGGUGGAAAAGCACUGAAUGAAUUUUUUCGUAUCAUGAAUCGAAACUUCACGUCGGAUGAGUGGAAAACUAUUCGAGGCACAAACAUUUCCGAACAAAAGCAAAUUGCCAAUUUUUGCAGAAAUUGGGCUCUGAAAGAAAGCUACACAAAGGCUCUUUCAAUUGGAGUUUCAGCAGAUCUGAAUAAAUUAAAUUUUAAGAUACAAUCUGAACUACAAGAGAAUCGAAUAACAAGAGAUACCUGUUUGUAUGUAAAUGAUAAAAAACAGGAUUAUACAUUUGAAGAAUCAUUGAUAGAUAAGGAUCACUGUGUUGCUGUUGCCUUAGAUUCUACUGAUUUUGAUACCAAUUCUUCUAUCUGUGAUAAUUUUUUCAAAGUUUUGAACUUUCAACAAGUCAUGGACAAGUCAGUACCUCGUUCAUCACCUGAUCUUGAAUACACUAAAAGGUUCUUUUUGAAAGAGCAAUGUCCAUCUUAGAUGUAAAAGCAAGGAGUAACAAUCUUUUAACAUGUAUAAAAUAAUAUUUUUCAUAUUAAAUAAAUUAUUUGAACUCAUGCAGUAUUUAUUGGGAUAGAUAAUACAACAAUGAGCCAAUCUUUAGCUACUAAAAAAAAAAACUUGCUCUGUAUAUACACAACAUAUUUUUUUAGAAUAAAAAUAAAAUGCGUAAAAAAUUAAUUGAUAAAUCCAUUAUUUUAAUGAGAUGGCACAUUUUAUAUUGUUAUUUGAACUUUUUUUCGAAGGAGCUUAAUAAAAGAUGAAUCCAUGAUUAUGCAACCACAUGUGAAUUAGCGAUUGGUGAAGUUUUAAGUCACGCUGUACGACCGAAAAAUGUCUUAUUAAAAAAAUAAAAGAUAA